CGACUGGAGACUGCAAACUGGAGACUAAAGACUGCAGACUGGAGACUGGCAACUGGAAACUGGCGAGUGGGGACUGGCAACUGGAGACUGGAGACUGGAGACUGGAGAUUGGAGACUGGCGACUGGCGAUCGGGGACUGGGAAGUGGAAAGUGGGGACUGGG
Microstroma glucosiphilum is the source of this 162-nucleotide messenger RNA. RefSeq lists its product as hypothetical. The record is from RefSeq and is a predicted model, not a curated record. The annotation marks the transcript as partial. The transcript has a single exon. Lineage: Eukaryota; Fungi; Basidiomycota; Exobasidiomycetes; Microstromatales; Microstromataceae.